GGUUAUACUUGAAACAAAACAGUGUGAACAACAUUUAUAGCUUCCACCCUCACCCUCUCCAGAAUCCAGCGACCACCUGGCACAACCCCUGCCCCACUCACCUCCAUCCUCUCCGGUGACCGUCCCCGCUCCGGCGCUCCACCUCCGGCCGUCAACGCGCUUCUCUGGCCAGCCUCAUUCUCUCACAUCUCAGGUAGUAUGCAGAAGAAUAUUUCAAGUUUUUUUCCAAAGGCAGUUCGUAUAUGAUGAACCUUACCUGAUCCGAACCAUCGAACCGACCCGAAAUUUUUAAUGUUAGCAUCAAAAUAAGUGAACCCAGUAGAAAAAAAUCCUGGAUCCGUUACUGGUAGAGAGUAGUAUCUUAGUGUGUCAACAUGUAUAGAGGAUGUUUCAUAGAUAUGGAUGUAUGUGUAUAUGAUAGUAGUUAGUUAUUGAGCUAUAUAAAUAUGGAUGUAUGUGUGUAUAUAAAUAUGAUAGUAUAUAAAUCUGGAUGUAUGUGUAUAGUAUAGAGUUAACUAGUUAAACCGGUUGAACCACCCGGUACAACCCGGUUCAACUGGUUGAACCAUUUUUUAGCUCAAUCUGGUAUGAUUUAAAAACCGGUUUUUAAAACAUUGGUUUUGGUUGAAGUUUAGUUUGGAUGCUGUUACUUAGGCCUGUCAAAAUUAGUCCGUACACGGCCUUUUUGAGGGUUCUUGAUACGCAACUCAUCUUCAAUUCAAAAAAUCGACACAUCUUCAUUUAGGAGAUGAACACUCACGCCUAAUACGCAACUCGUCUGCAAUCAUCUUCUUCGUUUACAGAUUAGCCAUCAAUUACUGUUUCUGAGAAGAUUUUUGUCUCAGCCUAUGCGAUGGCAGCGUUUGGCGGCAGAUUAAGGUCAAAGAUACAGUUAUCUCUCUUCUCACUGGUCCAUCGCGACAUAACAAGAAUUCCCAUCUUCAAAGACUGCAUUUCUUCAUCUUCUUCUACAAUACAAUUAGCGUUCGACCAACCAACUCGAAGUUUCGAAUAUGUUUGGCAUAGUCAACAACAGUCAUACACUUAUUUUCAGCCUCGCUAUUACCAUGAUGGCAGGCCCAGAGGCUCUCUUUGGAGGGGAAAAAAGUUAAUCGGCAAAGAAGCCCUUUUUGUUAUAUUGGGGUUGAAGAGAGUUAAAGAUGAUGAAGAGAAAUUGGAUAACUUUAUUAAAGUUCAUGUCUCACGGCUCUUGAAGAUGGACAUGGUUGCUGUUCUUAAUGAGCUUGAACGCCAAGAAGAAGUAGAUUUAGCCGUCAAGAUGUUUUGGGUGAUUCAAAAGCAAGACUGGUAUCAGCCGGAUGUAUAUCUAUACAAAGAUUUGAUUAUCUCAUUAUCUAAAUCCAAAAAAAUGGACGAGGCGAUGAAGCUAUGGGAAAGCAUGAAAAAGGAAAAUUUGUAUCCCGAUUCACAAACAUAUACAGAAGUUAUUCGCGGGUUUUUGAGGUUUGGAUCUCCCGGUGACGCAAUGAACAUAUACGAAGACAUGAAACAGUCCCCCGAUCCACCCGAUGAGUUGCCGUUCAGAAUUUUAUUAAAGGGGCUUCUGCCGCAUCCCUUAUUGAGGAACAAGGUUAAACAAGACUUUGAGGAGAUUUUUCCUGAUCAGAGUAUUUAUGACCCUCCAGAAGAGAUUUUUGGAUUGCGUUAAGACGUAAGGUGCCGUAUUUGAUUUUGAAAUUACAUGAAAUUUUUCGUUUCGUUUAAAGAUAAUAUCUUGACAGUUUCUGUUGUGUGUGACUAUUGAGCAUACCAUUUGAACUGUUAUUAGUUAUUUUAGAUAUGCAAGAAUGUAUCAUUCUAGGUUCUCUGUUUUCCUACAUAUACUUUCACAAGCAUAACCUUUGUCAAAAUAGAAAUUUUGCAGUUGAAUAGAUUGUGAGCUGAUAAAUA
Molecule: messenger RNA, 1911 nt
Organism: Helianthus annuus (common sunflower)
Lineage: Eukaryota; Viridiplantae; Streptophyta; Magnoliopsida; Asterales; Asteraceae
Product: protein THYLAKOID ASSEMBLY 8-like, chloroplastic
Exons: 4
Coding region: 854-1669 (271 amino acids)
Molecular function (GO): protein binding
Source: RefSeq, a predicted model, not a curated record